This is a messenger RNA of Mauremys reevesii (Reeves's turtle), 3913 nucleotides long. RefSeq names its product ELMO domain containing 2 (gene ELMOD2). Lineage: Eukaryota; Metazoa; Chordata; Testudines; Geoemydidae. The transcript is spliced from 9 exons. The coding region runs from base 133 to 1080 and encodes 315 amino acids. Gene Ontology annotation, cellular component: membrane. The record is from RefSeq and is a predicted model, not a curated record. Gene Ontology annotation, molecular function: GTPase activator activity.
UUGCCCCGCCUGGGAGGGGGCAGGCGGCUAGUCCAGCGGGGUGUCCCGUGCUAGGACCCGUCAUGCUCCCCGCUGACUGGCUGGGGGCAGCAGAGGCCACUGGGCCAACCCCCUCCCCUCCUUGCAACGGACAUGGGGCGUCGUGUGCCCCCCUCCCCCCCCGACACCUGUCUGGAUAAGCGAUAUGGCAACAGCCUCGCUUUCGAUCGGCCUCUCUACCCCUCCUCCGGCCCCUGUGCAUCUUCCUCGAAAAUGUUUGUGUACUUAUGGGGAUACCUGUAUAGUAACUUCUUCCGGUUUUGGCUGAAAUGGAUCUUGAGGCAGCUCACUGGAAAAUGUGAAUUACAGCGUAUCUUUGGUGGUUCAAAGGAAGGUUCACAACGGACGUUGAAGAUAGAAUACUCAUUGGGAUUAUCAAAGAGUAAGGUGUUAAGAAAUGCUGUACAUGUUAGUGAAGCUGAAGUGGAAAAAUGUGUCCUGGGUAUAAUGAAAGAAAAGAAGAUUAAUAUACAGAAGGAUACAGGUUUUAAGACAAGCCUGCAGGUAUGUUUGCUGCAGAUAUCUGGUUAUAAGAAACUUUAUUUGGAGGUGGAAAAUCUGAGGAAAGUUCCAUAUGAUUCAGAUAACGAAGAACAUGAAAAGCUACUAAUUCAGCUUUGGAAUUUGCUGAUGCCUCAUGAAAAUCUGAAGGCUAGAAUCACCAAGCAGUGGUGUGACAUUGGUUUCCAAGGUGAUGAUCCCAAAACAGACUUCAGAGGAAUGGGCAUGCUGGGAUUAGUCAAUCUGGUGUAUUUUAGUAAACAUUACACCAGUGAAGCUCGACAGGUCCUCUCUCGUUCAAAUCAUACAAAAUUGGGAUAUUCCUAUGCAAUAGUUGGGAUCAAUUUGACAGAAAUGGCUUAUAGUUUACUGAAGAGUGGCGCUUUAAAGUCUCAUCUCUACAACUUGGUCCCUGGAUUGCCACAAAUGGAACACUUCCAUCAGUUUUAUUUAGGUUUAGAUGUCCACCUAAUAAGCAGGGAGCACCACCAGCAAGAAGCCUACUUCUUCUGCUACCCCCAGCUGCUGGGAAUUUCAUAAUGGUGACCAUUAAAAUGGUAGCUGAGCACCUAUACUCAAGGUCCCAAGAUUCUUGUCCUGGUUUGGGGCACCAUCUUUUGUUUAGUCUGUGGCUGUUAAGUGUCUUGUAAGUUUAGAAAUUCCCAUAAAUAAUGUUCAGGUGGAGGGUCAGAUCUCUCGGGUUCUGCCUUCUUCCCCCCCCCCACCUCCUGGCUGCUAAGGAAUGAGCUCUUCAUGAUUCUACUUCGCCCCCAGUUUCCAUAUAGUUUCUCCACCUUAAAUAACUCUAUUGCUUACCUUGUUGCUGCUGCUCAUAACUUUCCUUAGGAAUAACAGCAUGAAAUUGAUACGAUGUUUGAGGACAAGAGCUUGCUGAACAGAAUCAGUGAAACUGGCCAUACGGUUGUUAAUUUCACUGUGCUGCUGUUUGGCAAAGAUACAAGCAGCAACACUAACACAGGAGCUGGAGCCAACUGGCUGCAGAGCUGGCAAUCUAGUUUUGUCAUCCUUACAUUUGGAAGAUUAUUUUUGCAACUGUAAAGCCUAGAAAUGUAACUAGAAAAAAGACUUAACCCUAUAAUUCUACAGAAAUUGGUAUGUUAAGCUCCUUUAAUCCCAGGAAGACCUUCCUGCUUGCCAUUGGCGAAAGGGUUUUUCAAACCCUGUCCUAUGCAAUUUCAGAUUUCAUAUAGGACAAAAGAAAUCUGAGCUAAGGCAUCUUGGGAUAGAGCCUAGACCAGGGAUUCUCAAACUUCCUUGCAACGCGACCCCUUCUGCCAACAAAAAUUACUACAUAACCCCAGAAAGGGGGACUGAAGUCUGAGCCUGCCGGAGCCCCAGCACCCUGGACAGGAGGCGGGGAGAGCAAAGUCCAAGCCCCACUAUCCCAGGCAGGGGCCCUGUAACCUGAGCCCUGCCAUCCAGGGCUGAAGUCGAAGCCCAAACCCCACUCUCCAGGGCUGAAGUCUUUGGGAUUCAGCCUUUCGGGGUGCGGUUUGGGCUUGGGCCCCAUGCCCCAGCAAGUCUAAACACCAGCUCUGGCAACCCCAUUAAAACGGGGUUGCGACCCACUGUUUGAAAACCACUGGUCUAGACUGAGUUCAGUCAAAGGUUUGUCAUCACUUUUCAUAAUCAAAACCAUGAGCUGAGAAUCAUGACAACACACAAAUUAAGAAUAAAGCUACCAUCAUUAAACACGGAAAAGCUAUGUAGUCAAAUGUAUGGAUGUUAGGUCACAUGUAAUAAUUGUUUAAACUGAGUGUAUUCUAUAUUUUUCUAGUUCCCACUGUAUUGUUUCCUGAACAUUUAAAAACCUAGAAUUUGUAUGUAGUUUUGUAAUAUUAAGUACAUAUUUUGCAUGUAGCAGGUUAAUUGUAUGUACUGGUAACUAGCUAGGCUAGAGUGUAAAAACAGAGCAAAAUUUGUGUGUGGGGUGGGUAUUUGCCAGAGGCAAAAUUGUCUUGCAAAGUCUAGUUAACAAGAUUUUAUAUUAACUAUUGAAUUCAUACUAUAUAAUGACAAUCCUAAUUUAACAGAUGAUAUAGACUGGGGCUGUGCAAAUGACCUGUUUAACUGGAUGUAGUCAGUUUGCAUAGCAUUGAAACUAAUUGUGAAUACUUGGUUACAAAGCAUCCCUAAAAUUAAAAUUUUGGUUAAAGUUUCUGUUGCUUUUAUAAUACUGUUUUAGAUACACCUCAAGUUUUACUAUAUGUAUUUGACCAUUCUUAGAAAUAACACAAAAUAAUUUUUCCAACUUUUCUCCCUUACAACAUAUUUAAGGCCAAACUUUACUUGAUAAUGUCCCUUAAAGUAACCUUUUGCAAAAAGCCAAUUUUUUUCAAAUGAAAUUUAAGACCAACACAAGUGCUUCUAUUUUUAAAUUUUCCAUAGAACCUAUUUAACAAACUUGCCACUACAUUUUUAAACAUGGUGUUACUCCAUGAGAAAAUUAAACUGAAAUUAACUAGAAGCUCACCAACAAAGAAAGGUGAAAAAUCUUCCUAUGGGGUAAGAAAUUAAAAAGUAAACAAUUUAAUUGGGGAAGACACACACAAGCUAUUUUAAGUCUGCUUUAAUAGCCUACGGUGGUGGUAACACUAAGGAUAUCUAUUUUUAAAAGUGCAUUUUAAGGUUGCUUAUUCCACUUAAAAUGUCAGUGUUGAAAGAUGGGAUCAGUUGCAGAACAUUUGUGCAGACUUACCAUUUUAAACUGGAAUUGCUAGGUAGAAAAAUGAAGACAUACCUUAAUGAAAAAAGUUUCUAUGCUACUGCUGUUUCUGAUAAACCAAUAUGGAGGAUCAUUGGGAUGUACACUGCUCAAGCACACUAGAGGAACAAGCUAAUGUAAUAUUUCCAUGCACUGGCAUGCUUGGUUUUCAGUCUCUGAACAAAUGAGCAGUUCUCAAUUCUUCAUAUUACUCCAGCUCUUGCCUAAUUGAAGAAGUCUGUUUUCAAUAAAUGUUCUAUAAAACAUGAGUAUAAACUUUUGUUAAGAUGUAUUGUGAUGUGAGAACGUUUUCUGUUUUAGUUGGAGGAAGUUUGCAUCCUGUACCACUGAAAAUAUUGUUAAUGUGUGAUGAAAAUGUAGUUCUUUUUUCACAUUAUAGUCACAUUCUUAUGGUGCUAUAAUAUAGCCUGAAAUGGCAUUUCAUGUCCUGCGAAUUUAUGGCACUGUCUGUUACUGGAAGCAGUAGACAGUAGGAAAGUUGGGCAGUAACUUGUCAAUACUGUGCAAUGAGAUAACUCUAUACUAAUAGAAAUGUCAACAUUUGCCCCACUAUAAAGCAAUAAUGUAAACUCUGAUGUCAGUAUGUUGGGCACAAUGAUAAUAAAUAAAGAACAAAACCUCCAGACA